AUGGUCCAGAGCAAGUUUCUGCUCAAGCGCCGCACGUUGGUGGCAGCCAUGGUGCUGGACCUGCUUGGCCUCGUCAUCGCCUAUGCUGCCGGGUGCACCAGGGAUACCAGCACAUCCAUCUAUGUCGUUGCGGUGGCUUGCCUUGUCCUCUCCUAUGCUGUCGUCCAUAUCGCGUUAGGAGGAGAGAAGGAGAACAUGGUCACUAGACCUGUUCAUGACCUUGAUCCUGCUACGGUUGAUCCUGCUCCUUCUACUCCUGUUACUGCUACUGCUACCGCUACCACUGCUCCUGCUCCUGCUCUUCUUGUAGGAGGAGAAGGAGGACAACGUCAGCAGCGGCGACCACCACGAAGCAAGGAGCAGCUAGAUGACAAGCGUCAGGUGUUGCUGCUAAUCGCCAUCUUAGCCGGGGCACUUACCUACCAAGCCGGGCUGACCCCGCCUGGGGGCUUCUGGCAAGCGGACGAUGAUAAGCUUGGACACCGCGCGGGCUACCCAGUCCUCCUCGACAACUACCCGCGUCGCUACAAGGCCUUCUUCUACUGCAACGCGGCGAGCUUCAUGUCGUCGGUGGCUCUCAUCCUCCUCCUCGUGAACCGCAAGUUGUACAGGUUGGGUAUUCGGUGCUACGCGCUCCACGUGUGCAUGGCCGUGGGCAUGUUGGCGCUCAUGGGUGCCUACGCUUCAGGGAGCUCCCGCCAUCUCAAGACCUCCAUCUACGUGCUGACGCUGGUGGUGGUGGUGUCAGCCUCCAUACCCCUGCAGGUAGCCAUCUUCUGGUACUUCCGCAACCACGCGGACAACCGUCAAGAUUCAUUAAGAAUAAGACGACGACGAGCACGUGGACAAGAAGGCCCUGAUAAAGAGAAAGACGAGGAACUUGAGUACCUGAUGCUGCUAGCGGUCCUGGCUGCGAGCGUGACGUACCAGAGCGGCCUGAGGCCAGCGGGCGGCAUGUGGCAGGAGGACAGUGCCGCCUACUCCGCCGGCAACCCCAUCCUACGCGACAUCAACAAGCGCCGGUACGACAUCUUCCUGUAUAGCAACUCCACUUCGUUCAUGGCGUCCGUCGUUGCCAUCGUCAUGCUACUGCCAUUGACGCUGAGCGACGACGUCAAAUGGCUACAACGCUGCUUGCCAUUCCACAAGGUGGACCUCAAGUGGUCGCUCUGGCCGGUCCACACGGCCAUUUUGCUGGACAUGCUCGGCCUACUUGUGGCCUAUGCGGCAGGAAGUACCAAGAAGUGGGAGUCGUCCAGAAAUGUGAUAUUACUCGUCCUCCCCGUCCUAGCCUACAUUGCGCUCUACGCAAUGGCGGCGGCGAUAUACAUAUACAUCCGCCGUGGAUCCUCCCAGUCACAGUCACCGAGCAGGCAAGCAGGCCAACAAGCAACCAGCGUCGAGUCUUCCUCUUAG
Aegilops tauschii subsp. strangulata is the source of this 1416-nucleotide messenger RNA. RefSeq lists its product as uncharacterized. Lineage: Eukaryota; Viridiplantae; Streptophyta; Magnoliopsida; Poales; Poaceae. The record is from RefSeq and is a predicted model, not a curated record. Gene Ontology annotation, cellular component: membrane.